Molecule: messenger RNA, 1256 nt
Organism: Rhodamnia argentea
Lineage: Eukaryota; Viridiplantae; Streptophyta; Magnoliopsida; Myrtales; Myrtaceae
Exons: 13
Coding region: 44-1027 (327 amino acids)
Source: RefSeq, a predicted model, not a curated record
UGGUGGGUGAAGCGGUGUAGGACUGUGCGUGAAGCAACCGGAGAUGAGAACUCUGGUGUCGCCCUGGUCGUCGUCCCCCUCCUCUCUAUAUACCCGCGUAAAUGGCGGUCCACUCCAUCUCUUACCUCCUCGUUUCCGGUUCUGCCCUCCCAAACCUUCCAAGUUCUCGCCUUUUCUUCGCCCUCCUCUUUCCAUGGCCGCCUCUUCCGCUCAGCAGACUGUGUCGCCUGGAGAUGCCAAGAGCGAGGUUGAUGUUUUCCAAUUAGUUCAAGCUCAUCAGGAGAAGGCGGCUCGGCUUCUGCCCAUGGAGGAGAUCCGGACGGUGCUCGACUGCAGCGUGCGUGGCAUGCUCUCCACGUUUUCUCAUAGGCUAGAGGGUUAUCCAUCUGGUUCAAUGGUUGACUUUGCUUGUGACGCGGAUGGAUCUCCAAUAUUAGCAAUCAGCAGCCUGGCAUACCAUUCUAAGGACCUUUUGGCUAAUUCCAAGUGCUCUCUUCUAGUUGCUAGAGAUCCUGAGGAUAGGACUGAUUUGGUGAUCACUCUGCAUGGUGAUGCCAUCAGCGUCCCUGAAAAAGAUCGGGAAAGUGCCCGUGCUAUGUAUCUGUCAAAGCAUCCAAAUGCUUUCUGGGUUGAUUUUGGUGACUUCCAAUUUAUGCGCAUUGAACCAAGAGCCGUGCGAUUUGUUUCUGGGGUGGCAACAGCUUUGUUAGGUUCCGGAGAGUUUGUCAGGGAGGAAUACAAGGCUGCAAAAGUGGACCCGAUUGCACAGUUUGCUAAGCCUGUUACAUCUCACAUGAAUAGGGACCAUGCUGAAGAUACCAAGCUCAUUGUGAGACACUGGACCUCUAUUCCGGUGGACUCUGCUUACAUGUUGGAUCUGGAUAGCCUGGGCUUUAAUGUCAAGGCAACAUGUCAAGGAAGUAAUUUCAAGCUUCGAAUCCCUUUUCCACGUCAAGCUGCAGAUAGAAAGGAUGUGAAGACCCUCGUAGUGGAAAUGCUUCAAGCUGCAAAGGGUCAAGACAGUUGAUAAUGCAGUUAAAGGAUAAAGAGCUGCACAUGUCUUGGAUCCAGCUGGGAAUAAGAAUUGCUUGCGUUUGGUCAGACUGCAAUCUUUCUCGAAGCCGCAAAAGUUGUUCUUUAACAUCCUGAUAGAAAAUUUACCAUGUACAGUUGGCUCACUCAUUUCACCGCCCGAUGUAUUUGCGGAUAUGCUACAGUUGUAACGACAAAAUGGCAUUUUAUAGUUCCUUUCUCUU